GAUGAAAAUCGACCAUCGAAAAGCUGGCAGCUCUGCCGCGCGCUUUCAAAAUCAUUUGGCAAGGUGGCAGCCUAGCAAUAUAACUGUUUCUAGUGCACUAAAAGAAGACUUUCCGUAGAGAGUGAUGUUAAAACGUGACUUGCAGACCAUUCAGCUGAAGCUGUCCGACCUGGAGGAAUAUGAAGCUGUGCGUAGACGGAACAAAAUAAAAGCCGCUAUUGAUGCGGGGAGAGCAUCAUCUGUGACGGCCACUGCCACUGAAACAGCGUUAUCCACUGCCAGCGACUCGACCUCUGAGACACCCGUGACCCAGCGGCAGAUGGAGGAACUCCCGCCCGCUACCGGCUGGUCAACAGCUGUGAUUACCAGCAGUAGUAACACCAAUUCCGGUUCCACUGAAGAUGAUACCAGUGUAGUAGCCGUUGUCGAUGACAACGAUACUGUCGCCGAGCUCAGCGAUGACGGCUGGGUGGACAUUGACGAGGAGGAUGGUGCUCGAGGUGGCGAGUAAUAUUUAGUGUUUAGCUACAAUCGACCAAGUAGCUACUUUCCACAUACAUAUGUAUAUAUAUCGUAACUGUUUGCCAAUUUGUUUAAUGCUCAUAUUAUACUAUCGAAACUCAAAGUAAUAAUAAGCUGAAUUUGU
Drosophila hydei is the source of this 646-nucleotide messenger RNA. RefSeq lists its product as uncharacterized. Lineage: Eukaryota; Metazoa; Arthropoda; Insecta; Diptera; Drosophilidae. Gene Ontology annotation, biological process: anaphase-promoting complex-dependent catabolic process. The transcript has a single exon. Gene Ontology annotation, cellular component: anaphase-promoting complex. The coding region runs from base 125 to 511 and encodes 128 amino acids. The record is from RefSeq and is a predicted model, not a curated record.